CCAUCUUUCUCCCUCUGUCCUUGCUCUCUCCCCCUCGUGCCCGUCUUUCCCUCUGUCUUGCUGUCCCCCUCCUUGCCCACUCCACUCCCUCGCUUUUCUCCCCCUGUAUCUUUUCCUGUGGAUCUCUUUGGCUCCCCUCCAUCUCUAGCUGCCUCUUAGCUGGCCCCGUGUGUACAUCAUGCCUCUUUCUCCUUCUUUCCCUGUAGGUAUGGACCCCCAGCCUCCUCCGCCAGCCCCAGGCGCCUCUCCUCGGGGCCGAGGCCGGGGCCGGGGCCGUGGCCGAGGCCGUGGACGGGGCCGGGGCGGCGGAGCCGCUCCCAGGGCACCCCUGCCCUGUCCCACCUGUGGCCGCCUCUUCCGUUUCCCCUACUACCUGUCCCGUCACCGGCUCAGCCACUCGGGCCUGCGCCCCCACGCCUGCCCCCUGUGCCCCAAGGCCUUUCGCCGGCCAGCCCACCUGGCCCGGCACCUGCGAGGCCACGGCCCUCAGCCGCCUCUGCGGUGUGCAGCCUGUCCGCGUACGUUCCCGGAGCCGGCCCAGCUGCAGCUGCACCUGGCCCAGGAGCACGGCGGCAGCGGGGAGCCAGUGGGGGCCGAGGUGCCGGGGAGCCAGGAGCCCGCGGCGGAGCCGGCCCCGGCUGCGGGGCCUCCCGAGGACGCCCAGGAGGAGGCGGCCGAGCUGGCUCGGGCAGCGGCUGGCCGCGGGGAGGAGAAGGAGGUCCUGCUCCAGGCUGACUGGACCCUGUUGUGUCUGCGCUGCAGAGAGGCCUUCCCCACCAAGGGGGAGCUGAAGGCCCACCCGUGCCUGCGGAGCUCGGGGGGCCGGGCAGGCCCCGACGGGGAGCCGGGGCCCCCUCCGCGGCCCAAGCGCCACCAGUGCCCUGUCUGCCUCAAGGCCUUCGCCAGGCCCUGGUCGCUGUCCCGACACCAGCUGGUCCAUUCCCCGGACCGGCCGUUCGCCUGCCCGGACUGUGGCCUGGCCUUUCGCCUGGCCUCCUACCUCCGGCAGCACCGCCGUGUCCAUGGCCUGACCCUGCUGGCGUCUGCCCCGACCACUCCGCGGUCUGACAAGGAGGAGAGAGGCGUGGGCGGCGCCUCCAAGGGAUGGACCUUUGCCAAAGGGGCAGAAUCCCAGGGGCAGAACGGAGAAGAUGGGGCGAGCCGUGAAGGAGAACGGGCCUCGGGCCCUGGGCCCGGGGAAGAGCCGCCUCCACCCCCCCCACCACCCGUGGAGCCCCGUUUCCGGUGCCCAGAGUGUGGCAAAGGCUUCCGUCGGCGGGCCCACCUCCGCCAGCACGGCGUCACCCACUCGGGAGCCCGGCCCUUCCAGUGUGUCCGCUGCCAGCGGGAGUUUAAGCGACUGGCGGAUCUGGCCCGUCACGCCCAGGUGCACGCGGGGGGCCCCGCCCCCCAUCCCUGCCCCCUGUGCUCCCGCCGCUUCUCCAGGGCCUACAGCCUCUUGCGGCACCAGCGGUGUCACCGGGCCAAGGUGGAAGGGGCCACGAGCAGGGCUGCGCCCUCCACGGAAGAGGCAGCCCCAGCUCUGGCGGAGACAGUCGACGACCCCCCUUCUCCUCCCUCUCCCUCUCGGACCCCUCCUCCUGCCCCUGCAUACCUCAGCGCCUCCUGCUUUGACAGUCAGGACCACUCAGCCUUUGACCUGGAGGAGGAGGAAGAGGGAGGUCUGGGGGGGGCAGGGGGGGUGCCCUCCUGACACUCACAACCCCCCAAACUUGUUUUAUGGCCGCCCCCAUCCCCUCUACCCUCUCUCUGAAAUGAAACCCACCCUUUAGGUUCCAACAGUGGAAGAAAGAGCAAGAUGGAGGUGGGGUUAUCUCCCUGGGGAGACUGCAGAGAGUUCUGGACCCUAACACCCUCCCCGCCAUUGCAGGAUAGCCCCCCCCCCCCGCCCCACACUGACCCAGAGUCCCACCCUGUUGCCACCACCAGGAUGACAGGUUGGGUCCACCUUCCAGGUGAGGCAAAUGAUGGGAAAAUGUGGAUUCUCUGGUCCCAGGGGGCCUGUUCCUCCCCACCCCCUUCCUCACUGGUCUCCUUGACCCUCUGCCCACGCCCAAUCCUUCCACGUUUCUUAUCUGCUGACUAGAGUGAAGCGGUUCCCAGAGUGUGGGUUGGGGGUGGAUGUUUCUGUUCCUCUUGUCUGUCUAUGAAUAAACGCCGCUGUGGAGCCCAGAGGAGCCAGGCCACGGGGCUCUGUGUGUAUGUGGAGGGGAGGUUGGGGAUGGCCAGGGCGGGCAGGAGAAGACAUGGGGUGAGUCUCCCAAACCCCUGCUGCAGGCAGGUUUCCUGCCUUCUGAUUCGAAGCAUUUAUCAAACAUCUGUCAGGUAGGCAUUGUUUUGUGCAUUGGAGAUAAAAAGACAAAAGUUUGGAAUGA
Messenger RNA from Vombatus ursinus (common wombat), 2396 nucleotides. It is a transcript of the gene ZNF579, whose product is annotated as zinc finger protein 579. Gene Ontology annotation, biological process: regulation of transcription by RNA polymerase II. Gene Ontology annotation, molecular function: chromatin insulator sequence binding. The transcript has a single exon. Bases 179 to 1714 code for a protein of 511 amino acids. The record is from RefSeq and is a predicted model, not a curated record. Gene Ontology annotation, cellular component: chromosome. Lineage: Eukaryota; Metazoa; Chordata; Mammalia; Diprotodontia; Vombatidae.